AUCCUGGAAGGAGGAGCUGAGGAGGGAGCCGCUGGGAUCCAAGGCAGAGAGCGGGUGAGCGUGCCCUCCCUCCAUCCCGUUCCACUUGGGGAAGCGGUGGGAACUUCAAGAGAUUCAGUAUGUGUUGGUGACAACUGAGAUAUCUGCACCAGGCAGCUCGGGUUGGGGAGCAAAAGGGUACGGGGCGGGGAAAGGGAGAGAAAGGAAUUUGCAGAACAUCUACUAACCUCUCUUCCCAUGUCCAGCGCAGUUGCCUAAGGAUCAAGGUGGAAAAGAGCAUUUUCCCCCAAAAUUCAACCACUUCACUUCUUAUUCUUAUUGGGAAUGGACAAUGGAAUGUUUUCUAGCUUUGUCAUGAUCAAAAACCUCCUCCUCUUUUGCAUUUCCAUGAAUUUAGCCAGUCACUUUGGCUAUUCACAGAUGCCAACAAGUUCAGUGAAGGAUGAGACCAAUGAUAAUAUUACAAUAUUUACCAGGAUCCUGGAUGGUCUCUUGGAUGGAUAUGACAAUAGACUGCGCCCAGGACUUGGAGAGAGAAUCACUCAGGUGAGGACAGACAUCUAUGUUACCAGCUUUGGCCCAGUGUCUGAUACAGAAAUGGAGUAUACCAUUGAUGUAUUUUUCCGACAAAGCUGGAAAGAUGAAAGGCUUCGUUUCAAAGGACCAAUGCAGCGGCUGCCUCUCAACAACCUCCUUGCUAGCAAGAUUUGGACUCCAGACACAUUCUUUCACAAUGGAAAGAAGUCCAUAGCUCACAACAUGACCACACCUAACAAGCUCUUAAGGCUAGAGGAUGAUGGUACCCUGCUGUAUACCAUGAGAUUGACCAUCUCUGCUGAGUGUCCCAUGCAACUUGAAGACUUCCCAAUGGAUGCACAUGCUUGUCCUCUGAAAUUUGGAAGUUAUGCAUACCCUAAUUCUGAAGUGAUUUACAUCUGGACCAAUGGCACUGCUAAAUCUGUGGUGGUAGCAGAAGAUGGAUCCCGCCUAAACCAGUAUCAUCUGAUGGGGCAAACUGUGGGAACAGAAAACAUCAGUACCAGCACAGGUGAAUACACAAUAAUGACAGCACAUUUCCAUUUGAAAAGAAAGAUUGGUUACUUUGUCAUUCAGACUUACCUUCCCUGCAUAAUGACAGUGAUCUUAUCCCAGGUGUCAUUUUGGCUGAACAGAGAAUCAGUCCCAGCUAGAACUGUUUUUGGAGUAACUACAGUGCUGACAAUGACAACCUUGAGCAUCAGUGCCCGGAACUCCUUGCCCAAAGUUGCUUAUGCAACAGCGAUGGACUGGUUCAUAGCUGUAUGCUAUGCCUUUGUAUUUUCUGCGUUGAUUGAAUUUGCGACAGUGAACUAUUUUACAAAGAGAAGCUGGGCAUGGGAUGGCAAAAAAGCUCAGGAGGCAGCCAAAAACAAGAAAAAGGAGCGUGAAAUAUUAAUAAAUAAAUCAACAAAUGCUUACAAUACUGGAAAGAUGACCCAUCCUCCAAACAUCCCAAAGGAUCCAACUCCCUCAGGAAUCUCAAAUGCAACUCCUGUUCCAGUAAAACCGGCAGAGGAAAAGCCUCCUGAAAGUAAAAAGACUUAUAAUAGCAUCAGCAAGAUUGACAAAAUGUCCCGAAUUGUUUUCCCAGUCUUGUUUGGCACUUUCAACUUAGUCUACUGGGCGACAUAUUUGAAUAGGGAACCAGUUAUUAAAGGAGCCACUCCUCCAAAAUAAGUUUCAGGACUCCCAAACCCUAUGAGAGCCAUACUUCCAGCAAAAGGAUACCAAGGAGAAAUUUGAGCUCUACAAGACUUUUGAUAUUUGGACAACAUCUUUCAGGAAAUUUUUGCAUGUUUAAUGAUAUGUACAAAUAAUAUUGCCUUGAUUGUUUUUACAUGUAACCUCAGAUAUUUCAAAGAAGUGACAUUGACAAUGGCGGCUACACAAUAUUCUAGAAGGUCAGAAGAUGCUGAAUAGCACCCAACUGUUCAGGGUCUUACAUUGCUAGUUUACAAACAAGACAAGUUAUAUUUUUUAACUGCUCCAAGUAUUACAUACCAAUGUUUUUUAUACUUCAAAUGUCAAUUCAUACUAAUUUUCCCAGCUGAUAAAAUAUUUUGGAAAUUGUUCCAUGACUAUUACCUGACCAAAAAUCCAGGUCAUAAAGAUUGUAAAGAACAUAAUUCUCAUUUUAAAGAAACUAUGAGCUUUCACAUACAGAAUAAAUUACCUUCAUUAAUUUUCACUUGGUUCUAAAAUUUCAAAGUACUGCAUGAGCUUAUAUUAAGAAAUAAAAUAAGAAAAUAUUUAUGCAGACAAAUUUUAAUGACAGAAAUAGAUCAUAUGUUAGACUAAGAGAAUAUUCUCCCCAAAACAAACAACUCUGGAUAAAUUGCUCUUGGGAAAAAAAAAAUCAUGUUUCUCCCCAUUAACCAAAAUAAGUAGUACAGAAAGAAAGUGAAACAUGAGCACAGAAAAAUGGUUCAGAGACAGCAUUGGAAUCUUGGCCCAUGUAUUAAAUGUAUCUGAGACAUACCAUCUCCUCGCUACUGCCAGUGUGUUUUGCUUCAGUGGUGAGAAUCUGUAAUUAGUUAUUUUCAAUUUUAUUGCCUUGUAAGUAAUUCAUGACUGAUUCAUUGCUCUAGUAGCUUUUGUAAAUUAAUCUUAAAUGUUUAUUAAAUAAAAAAUUCUACUCUUGUGGGUAAAAUGUCAUCUUUUAUAGCAAACAUUAAGAUUUUGCUGGAGUUAUUUUUUAAACAAAUUCAUGAAGAAAAUUCAUCCAAUAAAUAGCUUGACAAAUUGUUGUCAGGUCAUCUUU
Messenger RNA from Trichosurus vulpecula (common brushtail), 2800 nucleotides. It is a transcript of the gene GABRA5, whose product is annotated as gamma-aminobutyric acid type A receptor subunit alpha5. The transcript has 10 exons. Lineage: Eukaryota; Metazoa; Chordata; Mammalia; Diprotodontia; Phalangeridae. Bases 325 to 1716 code for a protein of 463 amino acids. The record is from RefSeq and is a predicted model, not a curated record. Gene Ontology annotation, biological process: signal transduction; nervous system process; synaptic transmission, GABAergic. Gene Ontology annotation, cellular component: postsynapse; synapse; dendrite membrane. Gene Ontology annotation, molecular function: transmitter-gated monoatomic ion channel activity involved in regulation of postsynaptic membrane potential; inhibitory extracellular ligand-gated monoatomic ion channel activity; GABA-gated chloride ion channel activity.